Messenger RNA from Zeugodacus cucurbitae (melon fly), 1627 nucleotides. RefSeq names its product neuropeptide CCHamide-2 (gene CCHa2). The record is from RefSeq and is a predicted model, not a curated record. The transcript is spliced from 4 exons. The coding region runs from base 489 to 893 and encodes 134 amino acids. Gene Ontology annotation, biological process: neuropeptide signaling pathway. Lineage: Eukaryota; Metazoa; Arthropoda; Insecta; Diptera; Tephritidae. Gene Ontology annotation, molecular function: neuropeptide hormone activity.
CACACAGUUGAACAGUUGAAAGCGUUGCGAUCAUAAAUUAACGCGAAUCGUGUGAACAUUUUGUUUUCUUAGACAGCGGUAAUGAUGAUAAUAGUGCAAAACUAGUGCAAGAUUUCAAACAAAAUAGAACAAGAAGCAGAAAUUUACAAUAGAAAAAAUUAAAAAAAUAAAAAUAAAAAAACUUCAAUACUAACAAUAUAAUUUAAUAUUAACAAAAAAGCAAUAGAUUUGCUUAGCAAAAAUAUAACUGUGAUUACUGUGUACCUACUUUACAAAACAACGACGUUAACGAAAAAAAUAUACAAAAUAAAAAAAUAUAAAUAAAUAAAUUAUAAAAUAUAUUUUUAUUUUAAAUAUAUGUAUGUAUGUAUAUACAUAUAAAAACUAAGUAGCUUAGUGAAUAUUUAGAUUACAAUUUGAGUUUGGCACGAGAAGGUCAUUAGCUUAUAUAAUCGCACGAAGUUAUUCAUAGAAAUCACAAAGAGACGAUGAAUUCUUCAGUAUCCUUCCUGUUGUUGAUGAUCUGUGCGAUCGUUUUGGGGGCACAACAAGGCCAAGCAAAGAAGGGCUGCAACGCAUAUGGACAAGCCUGUUACGGUGGACACGGAAAACGUUCGCUGGGCUCCUUAACGGAUGAGAUGCUGGCAAAUAAGGCAUACAGAAACGAGAGAGAGGAAUUGCAUCCCAAUGAAUUGCUGCAGGCGAUGCCUAACGAAGCGACAGGACUAUUACAGGAUAGAGAAAUUGACACGUUCCCCAGAUAUCGACUCAUCAAGAUUAUGAGGUCAUUGUUGAGUGGACAUCUGAAGCGACCUGUUGAGCGACCAAAUGAAAUCGACUACCCCAUCUCAGCCGAGGCGUUUAGCCGUGAUAACAGCAACAGCUUCAAUUAAAUUGUCAAACACCAUGAAAGAACGCCGACAAACCAUCCAGACUGUUAAUUUCACCAAUACAACUGUUGUGCAACGAGCAAGUAGACGGACCUUUAAGUGUGCAGAUACAACAAAUACGCAAUUGCUGUAAAAAAAAAUUACCAAAAAAUACCAAAAACAAAUGCAUUUGGCUUAUGUAUAAGAAGAAGAAGCAUGAAAACCAUAUUUUCCUUAAAUAUUUGUAUAUAUAUACAUAUAGCGAGAAAUCAAACAAACACACACACACACACCACUGUACAUGCAUAAUAUUGUAUAACUACAACGCUUUAUCACCGUUAAUAUGUGUACAUACAAUAAAUAUAUAAGCAGAAUUUAGCAAAAAAUAUGGUAAACAAAAACAGUGAAUUCACUAAAUUACUUAUUUUCUUCAUUAUGACAAAAUCUGACUGAAAUUUUAAGGGCUGGAAAAUUUCAGUAGAUUGCAUAGCUUACAUAGAGAUACAAACGCACACACACAACUGCAUUGUACAUUAAACACUAUUUCGAAAGCUUUCUUCAAACUGUUCCGAAGUGAAAUACAAUUAUAUAACUAAGGAAAUUAGACUAUACUUUAGAUUAGUGCAUCUAAAACAAACUUAGCCAAACUCUAUGUUCCAAAACAAAGAUAAUGAAAAGCAAAGACUAUAGGAUACCUUUAUUUACCAAAUAUGAGUAUGUAUGUAAAUGUUAAUAAAUUAUUAUAAAGCUUAAAUUGA